Messenger RNA from Helianthus annuus (common sunflower), 1585 nucleotides. RefSeq lists its product as uncharacterized. The record is from RefSeq and is a predicted model, not a curated record. The transcript is spliced from 3 exons. Lineage: Eukaryota; Viridiplantae; Streptophyta; Magnoliopsida; Asterales; Asteraceae. The coding region runs from base 106 to 1407 and encodes 433 amino acids.
GUCGUUCCCUCUAUAUCUUCCUUAAAGAACCCAACACACACUUCAUUCACCAUCUCACACUUCUUCAAUCCUCUAUCCCUAAAGUCUAAUCUAACAACAACAACAAUGAGGACUUUGUGCCCGAACUUAGACAACGAAGACGGGCUCGAAACCGUGCUCGAAGUACCGGUACCGGAGGAAGGUUUUGAUGAGGUCAAGAUCAACCACAAUGUCACCUCUUGGCAGACCAUGAAGUCUUGGAUGAAACCUCAUUCCACCGAUCAAAAACGCACGUUUUCGGACUUUGGUGGCCGCAAUGCGGAAAUUCAGCUAUUGCUUGGAGUCGUUGGUGCUCCUCUUGUUCCUCUUCCGGUCUCUUCUGCACACCCUGGCGUUGUUAAUUCGAAUAUCCAUGAUCACCAUAUUGAGUCUUCAAUGGCUAAAUACAUCGUACAACAAUAUAUAGCAGCGGCCGGAGGAGAAAACGCUUUGAAUUCAGUCGAUAGCAUGUACGCCGUAGGGAAGGUGAAGAUGGUGGCGUCAGAGUUCAACGCCGGGGACGAAAUAACCUUGAACUGUGGUGUUGGCAAAGCAUUGAAGCCCAAGAGCGUGAAAAACGGUGGCGGUGAGAUGGGUGGGUUUGUGUUAUGGCAAAAAAAGCCAGACCUCUGGUCUUUAGAAUUGGUUGUUUCCGGCUACAAGAUCAGCGCAGGUAGUGAUGGGCAGGUGGCGUGGCGACAGACACCAUGGCACCAUUCCCAUGCAUCUAGAGGCCCUCCUAGACCUCUUCGUCGAGCCUUACAGGGUCUUGAUCCAAAGUCAACAGCUAAUUUAUUUACAAAUUCAAUCUGCAUUGGAGAGAAGACCAUAAAGGGAGAAGACUGCUUUGUGUUAAAGCUAGAAGCAGAGCUUUCAACUCUAAAAGUAAGAAGCACUAACAAUGUGCAAAUAAUGAAACACACAAUUUGGGGGUAUUUUAGUCAAAGAACAGGCCUUUUGCACCAACUUAAAGACUCCCAUUUAAUCAGAAUAAAAACCCCUGGAAGUGAUAGUAUCUUUUGGGAGACAACCAUGGAGUCACUAAUCCAAGAUUACCGCACCAUCGAUGGCGUUAACAUUGCGCACGGUGGUCAAACAACCGUCUCGUUGUAUAGAUUUGGUGAGGACUCCGAAGGCGAUUCAGAAACGAAAAUGGAGGAGGUUUGGACAAUCGAGGAAGUGGAUUUUAACAUAAAAGGUCUUUCGAUGGAAUGUUUUAUGCCGCCGAGUGAUUUGAAAAUAGAGGAGGAUCAACCGAUGGCUCGCACCAAGAGUGGUGACAAGUUUGUUGGAAGUGUGAGAUUACCGGUUAAGAGCUGGGGAAAUUGCGCGAGAUUUGGUGUUUCGAAGGUUGUUGCGAUUGAUUCCAAUGGUUUCGGGGAGGUGUGACAUUAUGUUUUGUUUUGUAUUAUGUCAUGUUGUGUACAUAUAACGUUGUACAAAUUUGUAUAAUAUUUGUAGGUAGUGAAACGAAUCGUUUGAGCUCAAUGUGCUCUUAAGAUGAUCUUAUAGAGGAUGUUUGUAGGAUUUUUCCUAUCUUAAAGUGUUUAGUUACUCAAGUAUGAUA